GCGCAAGUGACGACUGCGCAUGUUUCCAUAGGUGCUAUGUCAGUUGCAGCCGUUGCAGCAGUAUCACGUUUUCGCGGGUUUCGCGACUUGUAGAUUUGUAGAUUAGAGGUGAUUGUGGUGUUUGUCGGUGUUGUGUUGGUGGUAUUGGUGGUAAAGGUCGUAAAGUCGUAAAGGCCGGUUGUAAAUUUGUUCGGCGUUGUUUGUGUAGGUGUUCUGUGGUUAUUGUAAUUAUAUUGUAACUGCUGAAGUGGUAUUUAUUAAGCAGGGCGACCUGUAUGAUCCUGUGGACCUACUGCUGAUUCUAUAGUUUAUAAAAGUGUUUUUCUAAUUAUGUACAAGAGAAAGCCCAGAACGCCUAGAAACACAACUCCGUCACAUGUGACAACCUCCACUCCGAAAUAUCAAUCUGGAAAUGAAAAUGACCGUGGACGGAACAGUUUACCAUUACAGCUAUCGUCAGUGACAUCUUCACAACAAAGGAAUGGAACUGAUGAUCAUAUUUCUAAAAAUUUGAACCGUAUUAGAUGCUUUGGCUCAUACUUUGAAGAAGUUGUGACAGAAGCAGGCUACAUAUUCCAGCAAGGAGAGAGCCCACAUUUACUCUCCCAAGACCAAGCUGUCUUUUCUCGUGAUGUGGAUCUAUCCCUAAAGAAGAACCCACUUUACCCUAAGAAUAUUGAAGAUUUCAUUGCAGGUUUUGAGAAAUACUGCAGUGAAAACAGCAAUCUUAAGAAAGUGCUGACUCAUACAAAGACAUCUCCAGAGUGCAAGGAUGCACGAGGAGCUCUGCAAGAGAGUUUGGUUCGCCUUCUUCUGUCAGUUGAAUGUUUGCAGCCUCGGAUCUCUGAAAUACUCCUUGAGAAAGUGGCGGAGUUUGCAUUGACUGGCGAUGAUGAUCCAGAUACUGUAGAAGAAGUACCAUGGGUUCAAAUUAUUCUCCGCCAGAUGCGGCUUCUGGAUCGCAUUGUGGAUGGCAACACAUUGAAUGAACGCCUCUUUGCUCUUUUGGUUGCUGCACCCUUACCAGUUCAGCAGGAGAUUAUAUUCUGCCUACCUGAUAUUAUAGGUGAUGAGCAGCACCAUGAAGCAGCUUUACAGCUCAGCAAACUUCUGAGAACAAACUUUCGGCUGACGGCCGUAGUAAUGGAAGCGCUAGACAAUUUAAGUUUAGAAAAUACAUUGAGAGCAGAGGUGUGCAAGCUCAUGUUGAUAUUUCUAAACAAAGCUCCACCAGAGUUUCUGCCAGCAAUAGUUGGUUUUUUGAUUUCUUCUGAUGAGCCUUUUGAGAAUUUGGUGGAGGUGGUGUCAGGCCUGCGUAAAAAACUGGACCUAAAUCUAGCGGAUGGCUUAGAUGGAAACAUCCAAGUGCUCACAUUAUCAGCUUUACACUCCAGAGCACUGAGUUCCCAAAGACUGGCUGACAUCUGGCUGAAAGCUGUAUCAGGUGCACAUAGUCCAUCAGAACUUUACCCACUGGAUAUAGUUGUAUUGCUGCUUCUCCACUCGUUUAUUCCAGGCCUCAAAAAGCAAGUUCAGAAUAUUUUGCGCAGUCACAUCAAAGGUGGUGUUGUUACUGAAGCACUCAUAGAGAAGACUUUCACCAUAUAUCUUGCCGCAAUGAAGGAGUACUUGAAGUCUGCGCUAGAAAUUGCAACAACUCUUUUUAAAUCACCUGAUCCACCUGUGUCAUACCUAGGAAGUGUAUGGUUCAAGUUGAUGCUUGUACAUUUGGAACAUUAUCAGAGUCAGUCUAUAAUUCUGGAACUACUCCUGCUCAUAGGAACUUGUAAUGUAAAUAUUGCAAGAUCAGCACUUGAAGUAUUAGCUGGUGUUGAUUCCCGUCACCUUCUACAACAUACUCUCCUGCUCAUGGGCUUGUUGGACAACCUACAGGACAUGGAUCUGAUUCAGGUGGAACAUGUGAUGGAUCUUCUCUGCAAUCUUGUAUAUGGUGGUGGUGGUGUAGAUUCUCUGCAUGAAGAUGAAAUCCACAUGAUGAUACGCAAAUAUCUUUCUAGCUCCAGUGACAUGUUAAAGCAGAAGGGUGUUGUGGGAGCAGUAAUGGCACUAAAACACAUGGCCACUUCAGAGAUAGAUUCUCAGGAAAAUAUUCAGUCUUCUUCAAGUACUGAUGACAGCCAUUUGUCUGAGCGAGCCAGCCGUGCUAAGGGGCUUCUUGAACUUGUUAUGGAAAGUGUGAAGAGUAGUGUUGCUUGUGUGGGUCUUCUCUAUGAUCAGCUGGCUGCCAUGGUCUGUAGGUGCGAUGCACUUGACAUCAGCUUUUUGAAAUGGAUUGCAGAAGAGAUUGCAGACAGGUUUCAGGAUUAUUUUGUCAAGGAACUGAAGGAGGUGUCCAAAAUGGGGUAUACACAGUUUUCCUUGGAAGCUUCAGAAGAAGAUUAUGAAGAUGCUAUCUGUGUAAAUAUAGAAGGGGUGUUAAGGAAUGAAAAAUCACAAGGGAACAUAGGGGCUGUAGCUGCUCAGUCACUGUGUGUGAUGGCUCCAAUGUUCCGACUGCUGCGAUCUCUUCAGUUUCGAAUUUCAAAUAAUCUGGAUUCUGUAGAUGGUCUCCUCAGUUGUUCAGUAGCAAUGCCCAAGGAUAUGACUGAUUUAAUUGAUGAUUUUCCUAAACUGAAUCAUGAUGAACAGAUUUUUAUAUUAGAUAGUCUGUUUUAUUGCAUAAACUGGUUCCGAGAAUUGGUUAAUGCUUUUUCACUUCUGCGUGACGAAGAGAUGCAGACGAAGGUACUUCAGCGCAUUGAAAAUAUUAUAUCACUUCAGCAGCUGCUAGCUAAGGGCCUGGGUUAUGCAAAAUCCUUGGACUACAGACCACCACGUUGCCAUUUUUAUGUGGAUGUGAAGCCACUGUUACAGGAAAAACUUAAGAAACCUGCAAAUGAGAAAAGAGCUGGUAAGGGUAAAGGAAAAGGCAAACAAAAGGGUAAGACUAAGGAUGCAGGAAAUACAUCAAUAACAGAUGUAAAUGCAGUUGUGCCAGGUAACCCAUCAUCCAAUGUAACAGGGGAAAUGGAUUUGUCUGUGUACAAAGAUUUCUUUCGAGAGUUGGACAUCGAAGUGUUUGUUGCCUUGAGCAGCUGUCUUGUAUUGGAUGAGAGAGCUGUGAAGGAAGAUAAACUGGUACUAUAUCCGACAGGGUUGCUCUUUUUACUAGAAGAUUAUGUUACCAAGUUGGAUCAUUGUCUUCCUUCUACAUUGAAGCUAAUUAGCUCCUUGGCAACCACUCAGCAGGCAGCAUCUGUUGGGUAUGCUAGCCUGGAUCGUAUUCCUACACCACUCAUUGCUCGCCGUGCUAUGAAGCUUCUGACAUUCAUUUUAAUGAAGCUGGAAGCCACUGCUGAAUAUUGCCAGAAACUGCUAGAUUCAAAUGAUGGAAUUUAUGAUGGCCCAGAAAUGUUUAAAGACGGCUCAGCAGAAGUGAAAUUAUGCUACAGCAUGCUGCUUCAUUCAGUAGCUAGUACUUUGGGCUGGAUUGGAUUCCAUAGCAGUGCAUAUAAUGCCUUACUGAGAGACUGCUUGCAUAUUAUAGCCAGCAGACAAAACAGUGAAACCACCAAGACAGCACUAUUAAAAGAGUUGGUGCUGUUCAGUUGUCAGUACUUUCUCAGAUAUGCAAGCUGCACAGUGCUUUUGACAUCUGCUGGAAAUCUCGUAAGAGUGAUGCAGGUUCUGUCCACUUUUGCACCAAACGAAGCCGAACCAAGACAGAAAAUAGCUGAAGUAUGUCAUGGGUUUCUUUCUCGGCAAUGGUACACCCUAAAUGGAUUGCCUGAGCAUGGAGCUGUAUAUAACAGACAGAUAGAAUCACUUCUGAAAAGUUAUUUUGCCAAUGUAACCGACACAUUGUCAGUUGUUAAUACCACAGCAAAAUGGGUGGAAGAUGAAAUACAGAUGCUUCAGAACAAGGAUUCCUGUCUACAUACCUUCCCAACAAUUAACAAGACCAACUUUCCAGUCUUGUAUCGCAACUUGUGGUACGCUCUGGAGACUGCAACUGACAAAGCUUUGGAUUCAUCUGCAGAUAAAGGUUCUAAGUUUAAAGUUUGGCACUUAGUGUGCAGUACUAUGUCAGUUCUCACAAAUGUCAUCAGACAGCAUGCUCAUCGUACAAACUAUCAGGCUUACAUCAAGCAAUCUCAAGCAAUAAUAAAAUUGUUCCUAUCGGAUGGAAUGCCAGUGUUGGAGGCCCUUCUAAAAUCCAUGAGUGAAGAUGUUAUCGGCUUGCUGAAGAUACUUCAAGUCACCACACGAUACCUUCAUACACUUUGUAUUAGCACAAAGAGGGAGAAAAUGGCAGGACUGACCAUUUAUGUGCCAAUAGUCCGCAAGACUCUGGAGACACUUAUCUUUAGAGUAAAGGGUAUGUUAGUAGCAAAUAACAGCCCUGAUGCCUUUUGGAUGGGAAACCUCAAGAAUAAAACAAUCAGAGGGGAUGAAAUUAUGUCACAGGAUUCUGCAGCAGAUGAACAAAAUAGUGAUGAUGGUGAUGAAGAAGACCUUCCACAAGAUGAAAAUUCAGAUAUUGAUUUGGAUAGCCAUGAGGACAAACAUAGUGGUGAACAUGACGGCUCUAUAAGUGAUGUGUUCUAAACAUAUAAUCACAAAAGACUUAAGGCAAGCAGGAGGUGGAAAGAGUGGCCAAGGAAAGCUCAGGAAGAGUCUCCACCUUCCUCUCCUCAGCAACAGUAUUUACAGAAGACCUGGUGGCUGUCUGGACCAUAGGAUACACUGUAAACCUGCUCACGUCUACCUGAACUCUGGCACCCAUCACUUACCACUCUUUUUUUUUUUUUUUUCGGAGGAACUUAUUUAUUAACAA
Molecule: messenger RNA, 4837 nt
Organism: Cryptotermes secundus
Lineage: Eukaryota; Metazoa; Arthropoda; Insecta; Blattodea; Kalotermitidae
Gene: Fancd2
Product: Fanconi anemia group D2 protein
Exons: 26
Coding region: 331-4608 (1425 amino acids)
Biological process (GO): mitotic intra-S DNA damage checkpoint signaling; homologous chromosome pairing at meiosis; double-strand break repair involved in meiotic recombination
Cellular component (GO): nucleus; condensed chromosome
Molecular function (GO): DNA polymerase binding
Source: RefSeq, a predicted model, not a curated record